Messenger RNA from Penicillium samsonianum, 1521 nucleotides. RefSeq names its product proteasome regulatory particle base subunit RPT6. NCBI's taxonomy places the organism in Eukaryota, Fungi, Ascomycota, Eurotiomycetes, Eurotiales, Aspergillaceae. The transcript is spliced from 3 exons. Gene Ontology annotation, cellular component: proteasome regulatory particle, base subcomplex. Gene Ontology annotation, molecular function: ATP binding; ATP hydrolysis activity; proteasome-activating activity. The record is from RefSeq and is a predicted model, not a curated record. The coding region runs from base 211 to 1404 and encodes 397 amino acids. Gene Ontology annotation, biological process: proteasome-mediated ubiquitin-dependent protein catabolic process.
AGCUUCACGUACAGCUGGACUGCUCUGCUCGCCAAACCCCAGCUUCAACUUCUCCGUUUCUGCUCCCGAGCUACAUCCCAUCCCCUGACGAAUUCUCGAUUUACCAUCUUCUGAAUAGGAAGAUAAAGGUCUUUUUCUUUAUUGCAUCUGUGUUCUGUGGAAGACAGAUAGCCCUUGAGUUUCCAUAGCGUCAUCACCCCAUUCGCCAUCAUGGCUCUGGACAACUACUAUCGCAAUAAAAUUGAGGGCAUGAAGCUCGAGAUUAUUCAAGGCCAGGCCGUUCUACGACGAUUAGAAGCGCAGCGCAAUGACUACAACUCGAGAGUCCGUCUACUGCGCGAAGAGCUUGGCUUGUUGCAACAACCCGGCUCUUACGUUGGCGAGGUGGUGAAGGUGAUGAGCACCAAGAAGGUCCUGGUGAAAGUACACCCAGAAGGAAAAUACGUGGUGGAUAUCUCCGAUGGUGUGGACAUUAGCAAACUCGUUGUCGGAAAGCGAGUCGCUCUCCUGUCUGAUUCGUACAAGCUGGAGAAGAUGUUGCCGUCCUCGGUCGAUCCUCUGGUUGCACUCAUGAUGGUUGAGAAAGUCCCCGACAGCACUUACGACAUGAUUGGUGGCCUAGACCAGCAAAUCAAGGAGAUCAAAGAAGUUAUCGAGCUUGGUCUCAAGCACCCCGAGCUCUUCGAAUCUCUGGGUAUUGCACAGCCGAAGGGUGUCUUGCUUUACGGCCCACCCGGAACCGGCAAGACCCUGCUUGCUCGAGCAGCCGCUCACCAUACCGACUGUCGAUUCAUCCGAGUGAGUGGUUCAGAACUGGUGCAGAAAUACAUCGGUGAGGGUAGUCGGAUGGUGCGUGAGCUUUUCGUCAUGGCACGAGAGCACGCACCAAGUAUCAUCUUCAUGGAUGAGAUUGACAGUAUUGGAUCAAGCCGGAUAGAUUCAUCAGGAGGUGGUGACUCGGAGGUGCAGCGUACCAUGCUGGAGUUGUUGAACCAGUUGGACGGCUUCGAGCCAACGAAGAACAUUAAGAUUAUCAUGGCGACAAACCGACUGGAUAUUCUGGAUCCGGCCCUACUUCGGCCUGGGCGAAUUGAUCGAAAGAUCGAAUUCCCCCUCCAUCGUCAGUCUACCCCCCUUGCCCCCGAGGUCGAAGCUCGUGCCGACAUUUUGCGGAUCCACUCUCGGUCGAUGAACCUGACCCGUGGGAUCAACCUGAACAAGAUUGCCGAGAAGAUGAACGGGUGCUCUGGAGCCGAGCUCAAGGGUGUCUGCACGGAGGCAGGCAUGUAUGCACUCCGCGAGCGUCGGGUUCAUGUCACACAAGAAGACUUUGACCUGGCCACCGCCAAGAUUCUCAACAAGCACGAUGACAAGGAGGUGGCCGUGUCGAAGCUGUGGAAGUAGAGGCCUCUCGAAAGCGGGGGGUGGAUCCCGGGGCUUGAGGAACGAUCGACGACAUUGUAUCACUAGUUCUAAUCCUACCCUGAUAAUUCUCACCCCAAGUGAAUGCAUAAUUGUGCG